CGCCCAAUUAUCUUCAACCCUUCUUCUUUCUUGUUCAUCUCCGUCAGAUCUGAGAGUUUUGAUUCGGAUCAACGUCGACAAAGAAAUCGACGAAGGUGGCGGAGUACAAGCCUUCCUUCUUCGUCUUUUUUUUGUUCGUGAAAUUGAAGGAGCGGCCGGAAAUUUGAUGGUCGCCAGAAUUUUGCUCUAGCUGGUUGUGUUGGGUUGGGGGCAGUAAUUUAGGUGACGGAGUACAGGCCUUCCUUCUUCGUAUUUUUUUUGUUCGUGAAAUUGAAGGAGCGGCCGGAAAUUUGAUGGUCGCCGGAAUUUUGCUCUAGCUGGUUGUGUAAGCGAGCUUGAAGUUCUCAUUCGCGCGCGGAAGAGUGGAAGCGCGCCGCGCUUUCAACAGUUCCGAGCGUGCAGCGAUGCCGUCAUCUCGCAACAGCGCCGUCGGAAGCGGUGACGCCGGCGGCAAGACAGCUAGAGAGGAGUCUUCUAUCAGGGUUCCGGCCAUGGACGCCAUGAAAGACGACGAUCUUUCCGAGGAGGAUUUGGCGUUGAAGCAACAGCUAGAGUUGUAUGUCAAGCGUGCACAGGACCCCGACCCGUCAUUGCAGGCUGUUGCGCUUCAGGGCAUGAGCCAGGAAAUUCAAACAGCAAUAAGCUCUAUGACAUCUGUCCCAAAGCCAAUAAAAUUUUUGCGUCAUCAUUAUGGGACACUGAAGUCACACUAUGAGAACAUGCCUAAUUCUGAUGCAAAGAAACUUAUGGCGGACAUACUCUCUGUUUUGGCUUUGACAAUGUCCACAGAAGGAGAAAGGGAAAGCUUGAAGUAUAGACUACUGGGAUCUGAUGGCGAUGCUAGUGCAGUGUUGCUAUUGUUCCUUGCUAUCAUUUCGAAUAAUAGUCAGUUACAUGUGGGAUUGUUUUGAACGUCACAUUUUAAUAAGGUGCUACCCACAUUUUUUCCUAAUGUAGGGGUUGACAAGACUAGAUGAAGAGGGACAAGCAAAGAUGGCUGACUUGGAUUUCUUUGUGUUUCAAAGCCCCAAAUUUUAGUAGAAAAAUGAAGUUUAGAUGUUGGACUUGUUUCAAAAGUUGGAGUUUCUGUAGAUUUAUAUUUAAAAUGAACAACUCUAAAGUUUCUACUUUCCUCUGAUUCAUUUAUCCUCAUGUCAUUUUUAAGUCUUUGUUAUAUUUAAGAUGCUUGAUUGUUUCAACACAAACAUAUGCGAUUGCCAUCUGUGCCAUUUUCUCAUUUCUAUGAACAAUAUGUUUGCUGAGAUUUAAGACCAACUUUCACGCAAGAUAAGUCUCUCAAAGUAAGACAAUCAAUCAAAUAUCAACUCACUGUUUAUUUUUAUUUAAUCAGCUGUCAGUGAUGAUGUGUGAUGGGUUUUUGGAGGGCUUAAGCCUGCAGUGAUGAUGUAUGAUCCCGCCUGGUGCUGUCUGUCACUUAUGGUGUGGAGUUGUCUUCUUCAAUCCAGAUACUGUACCCAGCCUGAUGAUAUAUGGCUUUGGUCUUGAAAAUAUCUUUUGUAGUAGCAGAAGCAUUAAGAUGUUUUUAUUGAUGUAAGAGAAGAAAAUUACAAUCAAAUU
This is a messenger RNA of Cuscuta campestris, 1578 nucleotides long. NCBI's taxonomy places the organism in Eukaryota, Viridiplantae, Streptophyta, Magnoliopsida, Solanales, Convolvulaceae. The record is from the annotation of a GenBank genome assembly.